This is a messenger RNA of Symbiodinium pilosum, 1854 nucleotides long. NCBI's taxonomy places the organism in Eukaryota, Dinophyceae, Suessiales, Symbiodiniaceae. The record is from the annotation of a GenBank genome assembly.
AUGUAUGGCUUGACCGAUGGAUGUUGCAAGGCCAGCAGUGUGCUUGAGCGGACAGGUGACGGACAGAACGUAUCAGUGACCGUGUUCACUCCUGUGUAUCCCCUCCUGAUCCUUCCCGGCUACCUGAUCAUGUCGUACACACGUGCCAAUCUGGUGGCGAAGCUCAACGAGCACGGGGAGGACCCUCCAGCGUCCUGGACAGUACUCCAACUCAAGAGCCGUUUGAGCGAGUGCCUUCAGGCGGUGAAGUCAGGAGAUGUCAAGACGCUCGAGGGCGAGCUCGAUCGCCUCAACCGGGCAGCCAAGAAGAAGCCUGCCCUGAUCGCGUUCCUGAAGGACUACAUCGAGGAUGUCCCCGAGAAGAAGACCAUCCCUCAGCUCCAUGCGCUGGGAUCAGAGUUGAUUACAGCGAAGUUUCCACCUCGCGGAUCGGAGAAGCUGGGUUUCGGCAAGUUCGGCUACAAGACGUUCCUGGAAGUGUACAACCUCCACAAGGACUACUGCAACUGGAUUCGCAAAACCGCUUCCGAGGGCGACUCCUGUCACUGGAGGCUCAGCAGGUUCGCGAGCUGGCUUCAGGAGGUGGAGCUGGGGACUCUGGAGUCCGAUCCGGAGCUCAUGGAGGACAAGAUGGAGAAGCUGGGAGCGGAUCCCAAAGAUCGCCGCCAACAGGGUCGUGUCUCCUUCCCGGCUCGAGAGAGCAAGUUGAGUGCUCCCAAGGGUCGAGACAGCAAGUCGAGCGCCUCUUCGACAAAGCCCGUGCCGACCUCGAUCUACGACGAGAAGGACGAGCUAGCGGAGGCCUUGGACCGCAUCAAGGAGCUGGAAGCACAGAAACUCCAGUUGGAGUCUCAGAUGAAGGAGCACGAUCCGAGGGGCGGGAAGAACCGAGACCCUGAGCCUGAAGUACCUCCUUCCAAUGAUGAUGAUGUGGCGCUUGCCGGCGAGCCAGUGAUCUCUGAUGAAGAGAGACAACGUAUCCUCAAGCUGGUAAAGCACAUCCACAGUGUCUCAGGAAGACUCAUCAAAGCGGCGCCCGAGCAGUUGAGAGCUGCCACUGAUCGAGAGCGGGCCAUUGAAGAGCUUAAGGGAGACUUGCCUGAUGACAUGCAGUGGGAGGAAGCGGCUCAGCAGCCGGUGGAAGUUCAUGAGCGGCAUCUUUCCCCUGAAGAGAGAGCUCAGUUCCGAGAAGCAAAGAUGAAGGAGGGUGAACUUCUGGAAGAAGACUAUUGGAUACGUCCCGUCCCUGAAAUCUAUGAACAGAUGAACGUGGAGCCCGGGGAAUUGCUGAAGCUCAAGCGAGCAGCCUACGGGAGUUCGUUUCUGAAGUUCAGGAAAUCCACCUGUCCCGAGACCGGUGAACUCAGGGUCCACGCUUUUCCAAACUCCCCAGAGCUGGCGCUUGUUGGAUGGGCUGAUGCAGCCUGGGCCAACCGGCCGGAUGGCAAGUCCAGCACAGAGGGGAUCGUCAUUGGUUUCUCCAGCCCCGAGCUUCGCGAGGGCAAGAUUGCUCCGGUGUCUUUAGCACACUGGAGAACCAUCGUAACCGAUUCCAAGAACUUGUGGGACAAACUCAGCAAAGAGAUCUUGGUGAUAAAGGGGGCAGAGAAACGCUCGGACCUUGAGGCCAUUGCAUUGAAGGAGUCACAGAUCAAUUCCCGGCUCCAGCUUCGGUGGGUUCAUUCAGAUGCGAUGCUUGCCAAUUCCUUGACAAAGCCCACAGAGAAAUGGCAGAUUCAGCUUUUCCUUAAGAUGAAGCAGCACUGGAGGAUUGUCCACGACAGUAGCAUGACAUCAGCACGCCGACGAAAGGCGGAAGGUAUAGAUCCUAUGCACAGUGAGGCCCAACGUUGA